Molecule: messenger RNA, 333 nt
Organism: Cucurbitaria berberidis CBS 394.84
Lineage: Eukaryota; Fungi; Ascomycota; Dothideomycetes; Pleosporales; Cucurbitariaceae
Exons: 2
Coding region: 1-333 (110 amino acids)
Source: RefSeq, a predicted model, not a curated record
AUGUGUCUUGUAAAAAGCUAUGAGACGCGCGGCCCAGGCGUCCUAGACCCGCCUCCUCGACGUGGAAAUUUCACGUCCCAGCCACCAGCAGGCGUCAUGCGUCUACCACGCGAAUGGCGACGCUCAGGAAGCUAUAGUGAUGAUGGGCGAUAUGUCGAGUAUAGGCGGUCUCAGCCUAGGGCAAUCGAGUACUAUGAGGAGCCGAGGCGCAGUACUACAAGGGCAAGAAGUGUGUCCAGGAGGAGAGUUAGUGAUGUUGAGCUUAGGACGCCGAGGGAUAGUUAUGUGGAUGAGAGGGUUACAAGGAGGAGUGUUAGUCGGGUGAGGCAUUAA